CAACAACCGCCCCGUAACACCCUUCGAAACUUAGCCCAACCAGUUAUCGGGCCAGUCACUUCAUGCAUUCGUUUGCCGGACGCUGUACGAAAUUACGAGCUUAAAUUGAUUCACUACAACCAGCUGCCAGCAUUCCAUGGGCUCCCGAGUGAAGAUCCGCUUAACUUCAUCCGAGAGUUUUACAAUGUGCUCAACACCUUUCCUCUCAACGGGCUGAACGAGGACCAGUUGAAGCUGAGGUGUUUUCCCGAGACUCUGAAGGACCGGGCCAAGGCCUGGUUCAUGACACUUGCACCUGGCUCUCUCACUACAUGGACCGAGGUGUACUCGAAGUUCAUUGGGAGAUAUUACUCCCAUCAGAAGACUCAAGAGCUCCGGUCACAGAUCGUAUCGUUUGCUCAAUUACCGAACGAGUCUCUUCAUGAGGCUUGGGAGCGAUUUAAGGAUCUCCAACGGCAGUGCCCUCAUCACAACCUCUCCCCGGGGCUACUCAUGAACGGCUUCUAUGAUUCCCUCCACCAGAACUUGCAGUAUAUGGUCGACAACGCGGCGGGAGGUGAUAUCGGAGCAAGGACAGCCGAGGAGAUGUUUGAGAUCUUUGAGACGAUGAGUACCAACUCGUCUCAGAAGAGCACGCGAGGCAAGAGGGCAGUAGUGAGCGAGGUCGGUACAAGCAAUGAUGCAGUGGCCCAACAGCUAGCUGAACUUACUGAGCAGAUGAGGCUGCUUACCGCACGAGGGUCCCAGCCAGUUAAUACAUUCGCUAUUGAUACUUGUGGGGCGUGUGGAGUCCCAGGGCAUAGGUCCGAAUUAUGCCCCUCAUCUUUCGAGCAGGACCCCAGUGAGCAGUAUGCAGAUGCCAGUGCCUUACAAGGAUAUCAGAAUCGGCCGGCCAAUGACCCAUAUUCCAACACGUUUAACCCAGCUCUGGGAAAUGGGAAGGUAGCUUCGGGGAUGCUCGAUCUCGGAGCUGGAAUUAAUCUUAUGCCUUUCUCGAUUUUCCAGAGGCUUGGCCUUGGGGAUUUGAGGCCGACUCGCAUGUGCCUCCAGUUAGCAGACCGUUCCAUCAGGUACCCGAAGGGGAUAGUCGAGGAUGUUCUCGUGAGGGUUGGUAAGCUUAUCAUUCCAGUGGAUUUCGUCAUUCUAGACGUCGGGGAUGUGCACGAGAACGGGAAAGAUCACACCAUCCUUCUCGGGAGACCCUUCAUGGCGACGACCAAUACUCUCAUUGAUGUGAAGAACGGGACCCUGAACAUGACGGUUUUAGGGGAAUCAGUGUCUAUUUCUGUCCGAGAAGCCAUGUCUUCAUCUUCUGUCAACUUUAUAGAAGAAUGUGCUUUUAUUGAUCUUGAUGAUUCCUUUGUUGAUGAGAUGGUAUUUCAGGAGUUCGAAGACAAGUCGUUGCCGGGAGACAUCAAGGGGAUUAGUCCCUCAACAUGCAUGCACCGAAUUAUCCUGGAGGAAGGAGCCAAGUCGUUUCGGGAUAGCCAGCGACGGCUAAACCCGAAUAUGAUGGAGGUAGUGAAGAAAGAGGUGCUGAAAUUGUUUUCUGAGGGGUUGAUAUACCCGGUGGCGAGCAGUGAGUGGGUCAGCCCCAUUCAUGUGGUGCCAAAGAAGGGAGGCAUAACCGUGAUCGAGAAUGACAAAAAGGAGUUGGUCCCCACCCGCAUCACUACCGGGUGGCGCAUGUGCAUUGAUUAUAGGCGACUGAACGCUGUGACCAAGAAGGACCACUUUCCAUUGCCGUUUAUCGACCAGAUACUUGAUCGUCUUUCGGGCCAUCAGUUCUACUGCUUUUUGGAUGGGCUCUCCAGCUACUACCAAGUGGCCAUCGCACCCGAGGAUCAGCCCAAGACGACAUUCACGUGCCCCUUUGGUACUUUUGCGUUCAGACGGAUGCCUUUUGGUCUAUGCAAUGCACCGGGUACGUUUCAGAGGUGCAUGUUCUCUAUCUUCUCCGAUAUGCUCGAGGACUGCUUGCAGGUAUUUAUGGACGACUUUUCUAUUUUUGGUGAUUCAUUUUCUCAUUGUCUCCGUAAUUUAUCUCGUGUCCUCGAACGUUGCAUUGAGUCCAAUUUGACUUUGAGUUGGGAAAAGAGUCAUUUUAUGGUGAGAAGUGGAGUUGUUUUAGGUCAUAUUGUUUCUUGUAGGGGGAUUGAGGUCGAUAAGGCCAAAGUUGAUGUGAUUGAAAAACUUCCCCCUCCUAUGAAUGUUAAGGGAAUUAGGAGUUUCUUGGGGCAUGCGGGGUUUUAUAGGAGGUUUAUUAAGGAUUUUUCUAAGAUUAGUCAGCCUUUAUGUCAUUUGCUUGCUCAAGAUGUGCCAUAUGUCUUUGAUGAUGCUUGUUUAUGUGCUUUUAAUGAGUUAAAGAGCAAGCUUGUGAGUGCCCCUAUUGUGAUUGCCCCUGAUUGGUCGAUUCCUUUUGAAAUCAUGUGUGAUGCAUCUAAUCUUGCUGUGGGAGCCGUUUUGGGUCAACGGGUUGAUAAAUUGCUUCGCGUGAUUUAUUAUGCUAGUUUGACUCUUAAUGGGGCCCAACAGAACUACACUACCACCGAAAAGGAACUUCUAGUUGUGGUCUUUUCUCUUGAAAAAUUUCGAUCAUACAUUUUGGGUUCUAAAGUCAUUAUUCACUCAGACCAUGCGGCUUUGAAGUACCUUUUGAGCAAAACUCAUUCUAAACCACGGCUCAUUCGGUGGAUCUUAUUACUGCAAGAAUUUGAUGUUGACAUUAAAGAUAGGAAAGGUUCUGAAAAUGUAGUUGCUGAUCACUUGUCACGCAUUGUACCUUCUGAGUCAUCAUCUUCAUUGAUUGCGCAUCAUUCUAUUAAUGAUAAUUUUCCUUAUGAACAUGCGCAUGAAGUGUCGAAAAGUGUUUGGUAUGCUGACAUUGUGAACUAUUUGUGUUGUGGUAAACUGCGGCCUAAUCUCUCUUCCCAAGAGAGAAAGCGUUUUCUUGCUGUGUGUAGGGAUUAUUUCUGGGACGAGCCAUUACUUUUCAAGAUGGGGAAGGAUGAGGUGCUUAGACGAUGUGUACCAGAAGAGGAACAAGCCGCUGUCCUCACAUUCU
Striga hermonthica is the source of this 3064-nucleotide messenger RNA. NCBI's taxonomy places the organism in Eukaryota, Viridiplantae, Streptophyta, Magnoliopsida, Lamiales, Orobanchaceae. The record is from the annotation of a GenBank genome assembly.